AUGUCAGAAGUUGGCGAGGGCCACGUUGGGUUUUCUUGUGAGAUUCGCAGCUGGACAGAUGCGGCACCCGUGCAAGCGCAUUUUCCAGACCUUGCGAUUAACGACGACUACUGCGACUGCUUAGACGGCUCGGACGAGAAUCUCACAGCUGCCUGCCCGCACAACAUCUUCUCAUGCCUGAAUUCUGGUGGCAUUCCGCGACUGAUCGACAGCUCCUUUGUCAAUGAUGGGGUUUGUGACUGUUGUGAUGGGUCUGAUGAGACCACGACGAUAUGCAGCAACAGAUGCCAGCAGGAGCUGUCAGACAUGUCUUCUAGAAUUGCCAGUAUGUUGGCCCUCGAACGCCGGGGAACGACUUUGAAGGAAGAGGUCUUGCGAGUGCUUUCGGAGAAGGUUGCGUUGACAAAGCAGAUGCUGAAGAGUGCCCAGGCGGCUGCUGCACCUUUUCUGGAAGCUAGCCAGAAGAUCAAAGACAAGUUAGGUGAAGUUGCGCGCAAGAGUCAGAAAGAGAAGCAAAGCGGGAAGAAGGGAAAGCCGCUGAAUCUUUCUGAGAUCGCUGACGGCCCUGGACGGGCAACAUUGCGAUGUUUCGCCGGAGAGUCCAGCUAUGAAGAUUUCCCUGCGAACGUGUCUUGCAUAGCUGCGGCAGAGUGCCCCUUUGUCUGUGCUUACCUAUGCAGUGACUCCCGCCGAUUCAAUGGUACUUGUGCACUGGACGCGGGUGAUGAGCCGUGGAUGUUCUUUGCAUACAACCCUGAUGCAUUGAAAUAUGAGAAAAUGAUGGCCGCCUAUGGCAAGGCCCAAGCAGGUGCUGUGGAAGCAGCUGCUAUAGAACACGUCAUCCCGAGCGAGAAGUGGACACAGCUUGACUUCAAGUGGCUGGAGCUUCGACAGAGACUGCAACGAAUACAGCGAAAGGCAGCCGAGACCUUGGAGGCUCUUGCGGAAGCCGAAUCGGACGCUCACAUGAUGAACUUGGUUGAGUCCGGCCAACUUGGUCCAUCAGGAGUCUACCACGACCUACAUGAGGUAUGCGUGAACCUGACGCAGACUCAGUAUGUUGGGACCACGGCGCUGCGUGAGCAAUGGCGUACUUUUGUGUAUGGUAUUUGCUUCUACCGGAAUGCCACGCAAGCAGAGCUCAAGUCGGAUGUAGAAACGGCAGCAAUGUGCGAUGAGUCUGGGAAAUGCUCAGAAGCCCAAGCCGCAGCUUCAGAUCCGAUCGUUCUCGGCCGACCCGCAGGCUUCAUGCUUCCUGGUAGUGAUCCAAAACGAUACGGACUACGGGAACUGUUCUUCGAGCCAUCGGAAAACACCCUCAUAUUUGCGGGGGGUGCUUCCUGCGGACACGUGGCGCGAGCUGUCGCUGUUGAAUUUGUUUGCGGGGAGACCUUGGAGCUCCGUCGUGUUGCAGAAGUGAGAACAUGCUGCUACGUUGCGGAAGUGUCUCACCCAGGUGCAUGCAACCUUCUGAGAUGGCCCAGGGGUCUCAGGGACUUGGACACAACCAGUCUGGAAGCCAGCACGGCGGAAGUGUCUGCAUGGCUUCUACGGAACGCGCAGCGUCUGCACCAGGAGGGCGUGGCCGAUUGGACAGUCCGGCUUGGCUCCGCCCGCUCCACUCAGCAGUGGCUUCAACGUGUCGAGCAAGGCAUGGUCCCUCCGCUGGUUACCGUCGAGGCUGCGAGGGAGUCACUUUCAUCCGCCCUAUCCUUGGCGCAGUCAGCUCUGGAGCUUCUGGCGAAUGCAGCGAAAAGCUGUGUCCCGGGCGCGGUUGUCGAGCUGAGAUCUCAAGCAACUGAGAGCUUCAUCGAGCUUGCCGGACAUGUUAAGCUGCCAAGUCCGGUGGCAAAUGCCUCCGAAGCCAUCAUUUCAGCUCUGGGAUCCUUCGAGGUUGAUUGGAGUCAUGCCUGGAGCUACUUCGACGCAGCUCUAGCCGGAACCGGCCACGCUCUGACCUACAGCUUCGUACCUUUGCUUGAAAGGUUUGAAGAACAAAGGCCAGCUGGUCGGCACUAUUCCUUAUCAACUGAAGAAAACGACGUGCUGCUCUUGCUGGGAUACAUUGCGUUGGUGCACAUCGUGAUGAUGUGCGUCUUGCGUGUCGCACUGUCUGCCUGUUGCUGCUUCGGAAGAAGCUGUUGCCGGUGCUGUUGCAGCCCCCGGACAUCAACAACCUCAGUGCUCGACGAAUCCAGGCCGGGCAAACUUGGAGAUGCCGACAGCCCGCAAGGAAGCGAUGCCGCAGACUCUCCGCAGUAA
This is a messenger RNA of Symbiodinium sp. CCMP2592, 2262 nucleotides long. Lineage: Eukaryota; Dinophyceae; Suessiales; Symbiodiniaceae. The record is from the annotation of a GenBank genome assembly.